GAUGGGAUCCUGGUGGGGGCACCGGGGGCCUACGACUGGAAUGGAGCCGUCCUGAAGGAGACCCGACAGGGGAAGGUGGUUCCACCCAAGUCCUCCUACUCACAGGAAUUCCCAGAGGAGCUGAAGAACCAUGGAUUGGGUCGUACUAUGGGAGUGAGAUCUCCCCGGUGGAUAUAGAUGGUGACGGAGUAACAGACAACCUACUGGUGGCAGCGCCCAUGUUCUUCAGUGGAGGCUGGGAGAAGGGCAAGGUGUACAUCUACAGAGUGACUGAGCUGAAUCGUUUCGUUCUGGAGGGAGCGUUGGAGAUCCAGGACCGUGGUCAGAACGCUCGGUUCGGCUCCUCGCUGGCCCCGGUCCCUGACCUGAACGGGGACGGCUUCAACGACGUGGUGGUGGGGGCACCGCUGGAGGAUGACCAUAGAGGAGCUAUCUACGUCUUCAGCCAACGCAACAGGAUUCUGCGUAGAUACAAACAGAGGAUAGCUGCGUUAGACAUGGCCAGUGGCCUGCGCUACUUUGGCCGUAGUAUCCAUGGCAGCAUGGACAUGGACGAGGAUGGCCUGGUGGACUUGGGUGGCUCCCUGGGGGCAGCCGUGCUUCUAUGGUCUCGCAGUGUCGUCCGAAUUCACGCCAACAUCAGGUUUGAACCCAGCAAGAUCAACAUCUUUGUGAAGGACUGUGAGAGGGGAGGCAAGGACGUGACCUGCAUGUCAGCCGUAGUGUGUCUAAACGUCACCGCCCGGACAGCCAUACCUCCUACACAGGAAGUGGCUAUCACUUACAACACCACCAUUGGGGAGCGCCGAUUCAACCCCAGAAGCCAUAUGGAGGACCCUGAUAAACUGCUGUUUCAAAACCUGACCCUGCUUUCUGGAGAGGAGACCUGUCAACACAUCUACUUCCAUGUCAUGGAGACCACGGACUACGAGAGGCCCAUCGUGUUCACUGUGGCGGUGGCACUGCAGCAUCCCGACCAGGGCCCUGCGCUGGACGACACCUGGCCCACCGUCAGGACUGAGCUUCCCUUCUGGAAUGGCUGUGAUGAGGACGACCGCUGUAUACCAGGCCUGUCCUUACAGAGUACAACUGACCUGCUGUCUUGGAGGCAGUUCUGUGGGAAUGCAGUCCACUCCAGGGGUGCGAUGUGUCGACGUCUGUCCGAAGGAGGGGCGGAGGGGUCAGAGCGAGUGAUGGAGGGAUCGAGGAGGAGGAUGGUGGUGGACGUUCGUCUGGAGAACAGCGGAGAAAACGCCUACGGAGCCCGCCUCAACAUCACCUACACUCCCAACCUACGAUUCUCUAGUCUCAUAGUCAAGCACAACUCAGAUAUCAAGAUAGAGUGUCGCAGUGAGGACAGACAGAGGCAUGAGAAGACCUGCAARGUCAGUGCUCCCUUCAUGAGAGCCAAGACUCAG
Salvelinus sp. IW2-2015 is the source of this 1418-nucleotide messenger RNA. The record is from RefSeq and is a predicted model, not a curated record. Lineage: Eukaryota; Metazoa; Chordata; Actinopteri; Salmoniformes; Salmonidae.